AUGGAUUCCUCCAUUUACUUACGGGCGGCCAAAAUCCUUGGCGUCACUGGAGCAGCGUGGCUAGGUGGCAAUAUCGCUGGUCUUUCUCUUCUGGUCACACCGGCUCUGCGCCGUUCCAGCGCUAACGACGGCGUGUCGUCGAGCACUAUAUCGAAGCAGUGGAGAUACAUCUACGAGUCCGGAAAGGCUCAAAACCCUCCCAUCGCGGCUGUCGCUGCCGCGGCGUAUCUCUACCUUGCAUGGACGGCCCGUCAGCUCGCACAAACGAGCCAACUACCGCUAUACUACGCCUCAGCGGCGGCUCUCACACUCGGGAUCGUGCCUUUCACCCUCAUCGCAAUGUCUUCUACAAAUAACAAAUUAAUGCGACAUUCGGAGGCGCUGUCCAAAAACUCAAGUGCACCCCUGCAACCGUCGAGUGAUGAGGAGGUAGACGAGCUUGUUGCGAGGUGGACGGUUUUGAACGGAAUUCGAAGCCUUUUCCCAUUGACGGGAGCUAUCCUCGGGGUCAUUGCUAUCUUAGGGUGA
Molecule: messenger RNA, 528 nt
Organism: Cladophialophora psammophila CBS 110553
Lineage: Eukaryota; Fungi; Ascomycota; Eurotiomycetes; Chaetothyriales; Herpotrichiellaceae
Exons: 2
Coding region: 1-528 (175 amino acids)
Source: RefSeq, a predicted model, not a curated record